CUAAUUGCUCCUUAGAUUUUACACUUCUCUCUCUGUUGCUCUCUCACUAAUGGGUGACAUUACUCACCCUCCCAUGGACCAGCUGCAGGACCUUGAGUACUGCAUUGAUUCCAAUCCCCCAUGGCCUGAGACGAUCCUGCUAGCGUUUCAAAAUUACAUACUAGUGGUCGGAAGAAGUGUGAUGAUUCCAUCAUUUCUCGUCCCAUUGAUGGGCGGAUCAGAUGCUGAUAAAGCACUUGUCGUGCAAACUUUGCUUUUCGUAUCUGGCAUCAAUACACUUCUUCAGUCACUAUUCGGGACUAGAUUACCUGCCAUCGUUGGAGGCUCCUUCACUUAUAUCGUUCCCAUAAUGUAUAUUAUUAAUGACGUGUCACUGAAACCGUUCGCUAAGCCUCAUGAUCAAUUUAUACACACCAUGAAAGCCAUACAGGGAGCUUUAAUUAUCGCCUCGACCGUACAAAUAAUUAUUGGCUACAGCCAGUUAUGGGGUCUCUUUUCACGAUUUUUCAGUCCUCUCGGAAUGGCUCCUGUCAUUGGCUUGGUCGGAUUGGGCUUAUUCCAACGAGGAUUUCCUGAGCUAGGGAACUGUGUCGAGAUUGGUUUGCCGAUGCUUUUACUUGUUAUCGGCUUGUCACAGUAUAUGAAGCAUCUCAAGAUAGUGAGGGACUUCCCAAUCUUCCAGAGGUUUCCCGUAUUGAUUUGUGUUUCGAUUAUUUGGGUAUACUCUCUCGUUCUAACGGUUAGUGGAGCUUACAAUAAAAGCCCAGAGCUUACACAAAAGAGUUGUCGUGCAGACAGAUCCGGCCUUAUAACCAACGCCCAAUGGUUUAAGUUCCCGUAUCCUCUGCAGUGGGGCGCGCCUACUUUUUCAGCAGGCUAUUCGUUUGCCAUGGUGGCAGCUGUUCUUGUCUCAAUAGUUGAGUCAACUGGAGCAUACAACGCAGCAGCUCGUCUCGCAAUUGCCACCCCACCUCCUGCCUACGUACUCAGCCGGGGCAUUGGUUGGCAGGGCAUAAGUGUAAUGCUGCAUGGGCUCUUUGGAACGUGCAGUGGCUCAACCGUAUCAGUAGAAAACGUGGGCCUUCUUGGACUGACUCGAGUUGGAAGCCGUAGAAUCAUUCAACUUUCAGCCGCAUUCAUGAUAUUCUUUUCCGUAUUAGGGAAAUUUGGAGCGGUUUUUGCAUCCAUACCAUUACCAAUCUUUGCUGCACUACAUUGUGUUCUGUUUGGCCUCGUUGGUUCGGUUGGCUUGUCGUUUCUUCAGUUCACCAACAUGAAUUCCAUGAGGAACCUCAUGAUCACCGGCCUCUCGCUGUUCCUUGGCCUCUCGAUCCCUGAGUUUUUCAGCAACUAUUGGACCAAAGAUCACGGGCUCGUCCACACAAAUGCCGGAUGGUUCGACGGCUUCUUCAACACCUUCUUCAUGUCGCCCGCCACCAUCGCGCUGAUUGUGGCCGUGUUCCUUGACAACACACUGGACGUUGAGAUGUCGAAGAAGGACCGUGGCAUGCCGUGGUGGGUGAACUUCCGGACGUUCAAGGGCGAUAAACGAAACGAGGAGUUCUACACAUUGCCAUUCAAUCUCAACAGAUUCUUCCCUCCUACAUAGAUUGGUUGGAUUCAUUAUUGAGGCAUAGGUUCCUUUUUUUGAAGAAAUGUGCCAAUUUUGGUUCAAUCAACCAUUUUUGGAAGGUCUUUUGUUUCUUGGCCUCCUGUCUUAAUUGUUGUUUUAUCUCUCUUCAUUUUUCAAUUGUCAAAGAGUUGAGUUUUAGCUUUGCUAUCUCUUAUUUUAGUGCAUGUUCAUUGUUUCUCAAGUCCAAUUGAAAAAAAAACUU
Molecule: messenger RNA, 1835 nt
Organism: Salvia hispanica
Lineage: Eukaryota; Viridiplantae; Streptophyta; Magnoliopsida; Lamiales; Lamiaceae
Product: nucleobase-ascorbate transporter 1-like
Biological process (GO): transmembrane transport
Cellular component (GO): membrane
Molecular function (GO): transmembrane transporter activity
Source: RefSeq, a predicted model, not a curated record